Orbicella faveolata is the source of this 1854-nucleotide messenger RNA. Its product is annotated as ATP synthase F(1) complex subunit alpha, mitochondrial-like. Gene Ontology annotation, molecular function: ADP binding; proton-transporting ATP synthase activity, rotational mechanism; ATP binding. Gene Ontology annotation, biological process: proton transmembrane transport; proton motive force-driven ATP synthesis. The record is from RefSeq and is a predicted model, not a curated record. NCBI's taxonomy places the organism in Eukaryota, Metazoa, Cnidaria, Anthozoa, Scleractinia, Merulinidae.
CUUCUCUCUGUAGCGGUGGGAGCAGCGUGGACAGUCGCCGGAAAGAUAUACGAACUAAUCAUGCUUUCUUCACGACUGACGUCCGUCUUAACAAGAACUCUAGCGAGGAGAACACCCCAGAUCUAUCAAGGAUCUCUUGGUGCUGUUACAGUUGCUGUAAGAAAUAUAGUAUCUUCGAGUCCAAACUUUGCAAGUGCUGGGACUGCUGAGGUUUCCUCUAUACUGGAACAAAGAAUUUUAGGAUCUGCUCCAAAAGCUGAACUAGAAGAAACUGGCCGUGUGCUGUCUAUUGGUGAUGGAAUUGCCCGUGUCUAUGGCCUUAAAAAUAUCCAGGCUGAAGAGAUGGUGGAGUUUUCAAGUGGUCUCAAGGGUAUGGCCCUGAACUUGGAGCCUGAUAAUGUUGGUGUGGUAGUGUUUGGUAAUGACAAGCUUAUCAAAGAAGGAGAUGUUGUCAAGAGGACAGGAGCCAUUGUAGAUGUCCCUGUAGGAGAAGGAAUGUUGGGAAGAGUGGUAGAUGCCUUAGGUAACCCCAUCGAUGGCAAGGGAACACUGGAAAACACAAAGCGUGCUCGUGUAGGAAUCAAGGCUCCUGGUAUCAUCCCUCGUACAUCUGUGAAUGAACCUAUGUUGACUGGCAUCAAGGCUGUGGAUAGCUUAGUUCCUAUUGGACGAGGACAGCGAGAACUUAUCAUUGGAGACAGACAGACUGGUAAAACUGCCAUUGCAAUUGAUACCAUCAUCAACCAGAAGAAAUUUAACGAGGGAACAGAUGAAAAAAAGAAGCUCUAUUGCAUUUAUGUUGCUAUUGGACAAAAGAGGAGUACUGUUGCUCAGCUGGUGAAGAGAUUGACAGAUGCUGAUGCAAUGAAGUACACCAUUGUGGUGAGUGCCACUGCAUCUGAUGCUGCCCCUCUGCAGUACUUGGCUCCAUACUCUGGCUGUGCCAUGGGAGAAUUCUUCAGGGACAAUGGAAAACAUGCUCUGAUCAUCUAUGAUGACUUGUCAAAACAGGCUGUAGCAUAUCGUCAAAUGUCUCUUUUGUUGAGGAGGCCCCCAGGUCGUGAAGCCUACCCAGGUGAUGUGUUUUACCUUCACUCACGUCUCCUGGAGAGAGCAGCCAAAAUGAAUGACGACAACCAGGGAGGCUCACUUACUGCACUGCCAGUCAUUGAAACUCAGGCAGGUGACGUAUCAGCAUACAUUCCGACAAAUGUGAUUUCUAUCACUGAUGGCCAGAUCUUCUUAGAGACAGAGCUGUUUUACAAGGGUAUCCGCCCUGCUAUCAAUGUGGGUUUGUCUGUAAGCAGAGUAGGUUCUGCUGCCCAAACCAAGGCCAUGAAACAGGUUGCUGGAUCCAUGAAACUUGAGCUUGCCCAGUAUCGUGAAGUGGCAGCGUUUGCCCAGUUUGGUUCUGAUUUGGAUGCUGCUACCCAGUCCCUCCUCAACCGAGGUGUCCGUCUUACUGAGCUUCUCAAACAAGGACAAUAUGUUCCCAUGGAAAUCGCUGAACAAGUGGCUGUGAUCUACGCCGGGGUCAGGGGUCACCUUGACAAGGUGGAUCCAUCACGCAUCACAGCUUUCGAAGAAGCCUUCCUGAAACACAUCCGAUCGACACAGAAAGAUCUUAUCGAGACCAUCAGAAAGGAGGGCGUCAUCUCCGAAGACACUGACGCCAAGCUCAAGAAAGUUGUAACGGAGUUCAUUGCAUCAUUCGACUGAUUCGUCUUAAAAAAGUGUUAAUAUUUUUUUCACCCCAGUUUGUGUAAAAUGUGUUCUCUCGAGAAAUCAUCAGGCCGACAUUUUGGCAGUCCUAAAACUAUUAGGGAAAUAAAUUUUACAAAAGAGUAAUGUAAA